This is a messenger RNA of Fulvia fulva, 2670 nucleotides long. Its product is annotated as Calpain-type cysteine protease DEK1. The record is from RefSeq and is a predicted model, not a curated record. Gene Ontology annotation, biological process: proteolysis. NCBI's taxonomy places the organism in Eukaryota, Fungi, Ascomycota, Dothideomycetes, Mycosphaerellales, Mycosphaerellaceae. The transcript has a single exon. Gene Ontology annotation, molecular function: calcium-dependent cysteine-type endopeptidase activity. Gene Ontology annotation, cellular component: cytoplasm. The coding region runs from base 1 to 2670 and encodes 889 amino acids.
AUGGUCAACCAAAAAAGCAAGCACCAUCAGAGGACUACACCAACACCAGCGCGAUAUCGACAAAUCACCGUCAUGGUCAAGCAGGAGUUUGAAAGACACAAACAGCUUGAGGAGCCUCAAGCGGCACUCGAUCAGUUCUGGAGCACCUUCAACUCCCAGAAACCAGGUUUAGCACGAAACAUACUUGGCACGGACAGCACCUCGCCAUUACGGGAUCCCAAGCAUGUCGAAGGGUGCAGUAUCACAGGGGACGAUGCAGGAAGUUACGCAUCUGCAAGGCGUGCCUGCAUUCGGAGAGUCCUGGACAUUGCACACGAGUCAAAGCUGAACAAUCAGAAGUUCACCGACCUGGACUUCCACAUCAUGCGAGACAUCUACUGCCCAUAUACCGAUGAGGACUGUGAUCAGAUAUGUCUGCACGGCCUGAAGUUACCUGACCCCGAACGAUCUACAGAAGCUCCCGAGAGUUGCCAGAGCCCAACGAAGCAGACUCCGAUUGCAACUUCGCGUGGCCAAGCACACCCCAAACAGGAGUUCCCAAGCACCGCUCCUGUACCGAAGUUUGACGACCAUUGUUGGUGUCAGGAUCAGUAUGACUUUCCUUCCACAGCCCGCAGGCUUACAGACAUCGUCGCCGACCCUUCCUUUGCACCGCAUGCCCCGAAAAGUAAUCUGCGACAGCUCCAGCGAGAACUUGACCCUGGUGAUACGCCUCGUCCUCGCUUUCAUGCACUUGUCAAUGCCUGCACUACGAAUGUUAGCCGCUCACUCGGCUAUGCUACACCCGCAGUCGUGCUCUUGUGGUCUAUUGACCUGCUUGCUCGAUCACACGUCGCGCUUUGUGUGGCAGCAUAUCUAGCGAUCAUCCUGAUUCGGGCACUGAUCCUCAACUUAACAUCACGCCAAGUGAGUCCAGACUUUGCUUCCUCCGAGAUCAAUCAGGGUCAACUCGGCAAUUGCUGGUGGAUUGCAACGGUAGGGAUCAUGAGCAAACGGAACGACUUACUAAGCAAGAUAUGCGUUGCGUGGGACCAAGACGUGGGCGUGUACGGCUUCCUCUUCUACCGCGAUGGUGCUUGGACAUAUACUGUUGUGGACGACUACCUAUACCUCUCGGCAAAGGACUACACAGAGAACUACGCGUUCGAGUUCGAUGGCGAUAGAUUCUCGCCGGAAGCAAAAGCCUACGAUGAUGCUCACUUGACAGGAACUGGAGCCUUUCAAUUCGCGAAAUGCAAAGGGACCAACUACACGUGGCUAUCAUUUCUGGAAAAAGCAUACGCAAAGGCGCAUGGCGAUUACGAAGCCAUUGUAGGUGGUUGGAGCUCAGAGGGACUCGAAGACCUGACAGGCGGUGUCGGCUCCGUCUUGAACGCCUUCAGUCUAAGGGACAAAGACGCCUUCUGGAACCAGCUGCGUCGCGGCGAUGGAGAGUACCUUUAUGGUCUUGAUACCCCACAUGAGGGUAGGGCAUACAACGAGAAAGGUUUGGUGCUGUGCCAUGGCUACGUUGUGGAUGGCGCGUUCGAAUACUAUCACCUCCAUGGGUGGCGACUGAAAAAGACGAGGUUGCUCAGAAUACGGCAAGUCUUGCGCAGAAUCCGAAAGGGGCUAUAUCUGACAGUAGCUAGAAGCGUAUGGGGAAGACACCAUGAUGGCGUUUGGCAAGGUCCUUGGGGUGUUGGCAGCAAGUCGUGGAAUCCUAUCGCUACUUGGUGGCUACAGCUGCACAAUGCCCCGAGGGGUGUGUUCUUCAUCACGUACGAAAAGGCGAUGAAGUGUUUUAGAGACAUUCAACAAGUACGACUACUCGACGCACAGCAGUGGACAUGUAAGCAACUCUGGACCAAGGUGCACGUUCCUUGGAACCCGCAGUACAGCCCUGUCUUCUUCCAGCUGCAUCUGACGAAACGCAGCGAAGUUGUCUUCGCACUCUCCCAGCUCAAUUGGCGAUAUUAUCGAGGCCUGCAUGGACGGUACAACUACACUCUUGCAUUCGUCGUGCGCCAGAAAGACGGAUCAGAUCACCGCAAUGUAGCGCAUGCAGCUUUCUCCAAUGUACUGGGUCUCGAGUUCGGCAUGCGAAACAACGUUAACACGUCGGUCGAACUGCAGCCUGGCAUCUAUGACAUUCUCGUCAAGGUCACUGCUCAGGCCUGCAGAGCCUACGAAGGGCGCGAACUACCCUGGAGUGUGGAGGACGCGAUCAAGCAGUCGACCACUCAACCGAGGAAGCUUCAACAGCUUGCCAAGAACUACGACGAGGCGUAUGGGAAGCUUCAGAUCAUUGAACCAGCUUCGAGCCAGAAGAAUGACACAAAGAUCGACCAGAAGCUCGAGAAGAAAGGUGAGGAGAAGGACGAGAAGACAGAGGACAAGGAUGAUAAGAAGGCGAAGGAUAAGCACUUUGCGUACUCAGGCCCCAACGAGGUGGCGUGGAAUGCCCAAUGUGGUGUGGGCCUGCGCGUCUUCGCUAAGGAUCCCGACAUGCGACUUGAGCUUCACUAUCGCGAGGAGAAGCAUGCCGACGCCCAGGUCAAGAGUACAGCAGAGCCUUCGAUUGAAGUGAAGGCGGCUCCGUCCCAAUCGACUGAUGCUGGGACGAGCAAGGCUACCGAUGCUUAUGCAACGCACAUGGAUGAGAUGGUGAGUUCUAUGUUGCGGAAGUAG